UCCGCAACAGCCUUCGGAAGUCGGCCAGAAGUCCGAGUAUAGGUCAGUGCAUUCCCUUCACAAACUAAGCAAUUGACGAAAGGGUGUGAUAUGAGGAGGAGUAAGGCCGUCGGACUCAGCCGGAGGACCUGGUAAUUCAUGUAAUGGCACAUGCUUCCGAAUUUCUUUUGCGUUUGGUGGUACUCUCACAGAUAGUCCGUCACAGAAUCCGCGUUUCUAAAGGCUUCUUCCACCGCGAUCUACUCUUGCAGACUACUAACCCAUAUCGUCUCUUAAAAAGUCUGUCGCUCUUUCCCCACUCAUAUGGGCAUAGAUUGCCCCUCUUGGUGAUCCUUGUUCCCGUCCCCGUGGGGUGGAGCCGAGGUUUUUCGGCACAGAAGGUACAACCUUCACCAUUUGAGGCGGAACUUCAACCCGACAUCAUUGUGAAUGUUGCUGAACACGAUUCCUAUGUGUUUCAUCCAUUUUGGACAAUGGGAGGGAAAAGCGCUAUUUUCAAUUCACGUUACAUGAUCUUUAACGUUGAAGUAGGUAAUGUUGCAUCAUCUACAGUUAGCCUGUUGAAGCCAAUGAUGAUCCUUUACGACAAGACCUCCUAUAAUGCGACUUGGCUGUGACAUUUGACACGGGCAUAGGUGCAUCUUUAUCGUACAAAUUACCGGAUGAAGCCGUUCUGCUUGUGUGGUGAUUUCUGUUUCAGAUAGCUUUAUGCCAAGGGUGUGACAUACAAACAUUCUCAUUUCAUUGA
Aspergillus piperis CBS 112811 is the source of this 748-nucleotide messenger RNA. RefSeq lists its product as uncharacterized. NCBI's taxonomy places the organism in Eukaryota, Fungi, Ascomycota, Eurotiomycetes, Eurotiales, Aspergillaceae. Bases 144 to 617 code for a protein of 157 amino acids. The transcript has a single exon. The record is from RefSeq and is a predicted model, not a curated record.